AUGGAAGCUACACGAAGUGAAAACGAAGUAGUAAACGAUAAAAAUGAUCAAAUAGAGGAUUCAGAUUCACAUUCAGAUCAAGAUCCUACAGUGAUUACACUUACACCCUACCCUUCAAUUUGGUCAGCAGAUCAGUACAAGAAUUUCAGCGAUAAAAAUCCAUGGCUCGAAGUUGGAGAAGGAAAACUAGGUUGCAAGUUAUGCAGAGAAGUAAAUGUAAAGGGCUUAGGUGUACUCAAAGAGCAAGGAGUAUAUCUCUCUGCAGAAUGGUGCGAGUGUAGAGUUGGGCCAUCAUUAAACGAAAAGCGGUCUACACAACUAAGUAAUUUACGUGUAAAACUAAAAAAGCAUGGUGAAUCCAAAGCCCAUCAAAUGGCACAAGAGAUUAAAAAACAGUCCGAAAAACAUGUGGUCGAAGAACUUCUACGGAAGGAAAGUGAAGAAGCAAACGAUGCUACUGCAAAGAUUUUUCGGACAGUCUACUAUCUGGCUAAAUCCGACCGCCCAUUUAGCGAUCACGAAGGAUUAGUUGAACUUCAGCAGCUGAACGGAAUAAAUUUAGGGCUAAUUCUGCAUUCAUGCUACAGUGCUGUACAGAUUGUAGACCAUAUAGCAAGCGAAAUGAUAAACAAAAUGAUUUCACAUGUAAUCGCCAGUAACGCCAAAUUAUCAGUACUUGUAGACGAAUCGUCUACCCUCGGACUGCACUUGCACGAGACAAGCUUCAAUAAAUCUUGGGGAGCAGAUCAGAGUAGUAUCAAGACUGAGAGCGCUGACGAUUCGCCCACGCAGAAUCAGCGAUUGAGAAUCAAUCUGACAGCUAAACCUUAA
This is a messenger RNA of Photinus pyralis (common eastern firefly), 831 nucleotides long. RefSeq names its product E3 SUMO-protein ligase KIAA1586-like. NCBI's taxonomy places the organism in Eukaryota, Metazoa, Arthropoda, Insecta, Coleoptera, Lampyridae. Bases 1 to 831 code for a protein of 276 amino acids. The transcript is spliced from 4 exons. The record is from RefSeq and is a predicted model, not a curated record.